UUACUCAGCCUGCUGUUGAAAACAAUAAUGACUCUGAUGAGUUUGUUUCAGAUAAUGAAUUUGAAAGUAAAUAUGAAGAAGAAGAGCUAGAAGAUAGACUCUUCGGUUAUUCAGAAGAAGAAGAGCAAUAG
Dentiscutata erythropus is the source of this 131-nucleotide messenger RNA. The record is from the annotation of a GenBank genome assembly. Lineage: Eukaryota; Fungi; Glomeromycota; Glomeromycetes; Diversisporales; Gigasporaceae.